Messenger RNA from Tupaia belangeri chinensis (Chinese tree shrew), 2133 nucleotides. RefSeq names its product myogenin (gene MYOG). NCBI's taxonomy places the organism in Eukaryota, Metazoa, Chordata, Mammalia, Scandentia, Tupaiidae. Gene Ontology annotation, biological process: skeletal muscle cell differentiation; positive regulation of myoblast differentiation; positive regulation of skeletal muscle fiber development. The transcript has 3 exons. Bases 20 to 694 code for a protein of 224 amino acids. The record is from RefSeq and is a predicted model, not a curated record. Gene Ontology annotation, molecular function: protein dimerization activity; RNA polymerase II cis-regulatory region sequence-specific DNA binding; DNA-binding transcription factor activity, RNA polymerase II-specific.
ACAAGUCUUUUCCGACCCCAUGGAGCUGUAUGAGACAUCCCCCUACUUCUACCAGGAACCCCGUUUCUAUGAUGGGGAGAACUACCUGCCUGUCCACCUCCAGGGCUUCGAGGCCCCAGGCUACGAGCGGACAGAGCUCAGCCUGAGUCCUGAGGCCCGAGGGCCCCUGGAGGACAAGGGACUGGGGACCCCCGAGCACUGUCCCGGCCAGUGCCUGCCAUGGGCCUGUAAGGUGUGUAAGAGGAAGUCUGUGUCCAUAGACCGGAGGAGGGCGGCCACGCUGAGGGAGAAGCGCAGGCUCAAGAAGGUGAAUGAGGCCUUUGAGGCCCUGAAGAGGAGCACCCUGCUCAACCCCAACCAGCGGCUGCCCAAGGUGGAGAUCCUGCGUAGCGCCAUCCAGUACAUCGAGCGCCUGCAGGCCCUGCUCAGCUCGCUCAACCAGGAGGAGCGCGACCUCCGCUACCGCGGCGGGGGUGGGCCCCAGCCAGGGGUGCCCAGCGAAUGCAGCCCCCAUAGUGCCUCCUGCAGCCCAGAGUGGGGCAGUGCACUGGAAUUCGGCCCCAAUGCAGGGGAUCAUUUACUUGCGACUGACCCUGCCGACGUCCACAACCUGCACUCCCUCACCUCCAUCGUGGACGGCAUCACAGUAGAGGACGUGUCCGUGGCCUUCCCAGAUGACACCAUGCCCAACUGAGACUUUUCGCCAGGCCGGGCGUCCACGCAAGCCCCCAAACUGGCCACAAAUGCCACUGCUUCUGCAGCAGGGGCCUCCUAAGCUUGGCUGUCCUGAUGCCAGGAAGCCAGUCCUGGGCUGCCACAGGCCAAACUAGUCCCUUCCUCAUCCAUGUAAGGUUAACCCACCACCCAGCAGGGGAACGGUUGCCCUGACUUAGCUGACUCCUUACAGCAGAGGGCGUCUCCUUUCCAGGGAGAUAAAGCAGGGGACCAGAGCGCCCCCUCGUGUGCGCCCCCAGCUCAGGGGGCAAACUCAGGAGCUUCCUUUUUGCCGUAAGGCAGCCUCUAAUUCCACACCCCCAAUGAAGCAGCUUGAGAGGCAAGGACGGUGUCCUGACCUGGACAAGCUGCAAACAUCUCCUGUUCUGGCCUCUCCCUGAUGCCAAUGGCUGGGCUGGGCCUGCCCUGAAUUGAGAGAGAAGAGAGGGAGAGGGACAGUCCUCUGUUCCCAAGUCCCUGGGGGGCCAAGUUUUUGCAGUGAAUAUUGGGAACCUUCCAGAGGUUUUAUGUUUUGUUUGUUUUGUUUUGUGUGUUCUUUGUAAAGCUCCAUUUGACCAAGGUCUCCUGUGCUGAAGUUGCCAGGGACAGGCAGGGAAGGGGGGCGGGGGAUCUUGGGUGAUUUUGUUGUUGUUGUUAACUAAGCAUUGUGUGGUUUUGCUACUGUUUUGUAUUUCUUUUCUUUUCUUUUCUUUUUUUUUUUUUUUUUUGCUAACUUAUUUGGAUUUCCUUUUUUAAAAAACAAAUAAAGACUGGUUGCUAGAAGGAUGUGGGUGAUGGUAUAUAGGAAGGGGAGUGACUAACAGCCCUGUCCCUUCUCACUCAGCAGUCCAGACACACCCUGGGGGAGGCUUCUGAGGACUGGGCGAUGGAGUUCCAAAACCCUGGAGGUGGUCUUGCUGGUCAGCCAGCACUGGCAACCCCUGCUCCUUUCUACCGUGUCAGUGGAAGCCAGGCAGGUCUGGUCCACAGGCCAGGUGAGGCCAGAUUCCACAGAAAUCUUUUUGGAACGUGGACGAAAACCUGCCGAGACUGCCCCCGCACUCCAACUCAGACGUUUGCAGCCUGCAGCACCGGGACGUUGGAAAAGUCAUGUGUAUUUUACUGUUUUUCUUUGCAAAAAUGCGUCUUGACUUUUCCAACAACCCAAUGUGUCCCAGUUGGUCCCUGGCUUGCAAUUCAUUGAGCAUGCUCAGUGCAUAACCCACAGCCAGGGGCCAGGGGCGGAGAGCUGGAAUUGGUGGGUUUCUCCCCAGCACACUGCCUGCCUCUCCCACUGUGCCACAUUACCAGAAGCCCUGUAGAGAAGUGGGAGGUGAUGAAAUCAACAGGAAUGGGGUCAAGCACUGUCGCUGCCUUGCAGAUCGAAUGGCACGUCCCUUCCCGUACUCUUCCAUUCCC